This is a messenger RNA of Sphaeroforma arctica JP610, 241 nucleotides long. RefSeq lists its product as hypothetical. NCBI's taxonomy places the organism in Eukaryota, Ichthyosporea, Ichthyophonida. The record is from RefSeq and is a predicted model, not a curated record. The transcript has a single exon. The annotation marks the transcript as partial.
AUGCACCACUUUAUUGCGCAGUUCAAUGUUACUAUUACACAUGUACCUGGAGAGCUGAACAAGUUACCAGACAUGUGGAGUCGUGUUCAUCAGGGAACGGCGGAUAUCAACUACCCAUCUGUGUUCUACACGUCAUGUUGGAAAUUGUAUCCGGAUUUCUUUGACCAGGUCCAGAAAAAUUUGGGGCCCAACGACGUCGAUGCCUUUGCGUCGAGUCACAACACUCAACUCGACAAUACUG